GCCAGUGUCACGCAUCUAUUGUCUCCAUGGCUAAAUUAUUUACUAUGCCCACUUUAUGUUUCAAGUGGGAUUGAAUUAAAUUAAAAUAUGAUCAAAACUGUUAGUCCUCACAAUCGUGAGUGGGCUUCCCCGGCCCCUCAUCACUGCUGUUGUGAAUGGAGCAGGAAGUUCACCAGAAAUCUGCCGAUCACUGGAGAAAUCGGAAGUACGUCACGGACAUAGUGUACAGGAGCCACUGAAAACGACAACGAGCUAGCUAUUGUAUAUUUACCAGUGUUACCCGUUUUGGACAUCCUGGUCUGAUACAGUCAGUGAAGAUGGCAAAGCUUCAGGGGUUGGAUUUUUGGAAGAAAACCCUGAAAGAAGCUUGCUUCGUGGUGGCACCCAUGGUGGAUCAGAGCGAACUGGCAUGGCGUCUACUUAGCCGUCGCCACGGCGCUCACCUCUGUUACACGCCCAUGCUGCAUGCGCAGGUAUUCGUUCGUGAUGCUAAUUACAGGAGAGAAAACCUCUAUAAUGAGGUUUGUGAGGAAGACCGACCACUAAUAACUCAGUUUUGUGCAAAUGAUCCUGAUGUGUUCAUUCAGGCAGCUCUUUUGGCCCAGAACUACUGUGAUGCCAUUGACCUCAACCUGGGUUGUCCUCAGAUGAUCGCUAAAAGGGGGCACUAUGGAGUUUUCCUGCAAGAUGAAUGGGAGCUGUUAAAAAAAAUGGUCAUGUUAGCAAACGAAAAGCUGUCUGUCCCUAUCACGUGUAAGAUCCGUGUGUUUGAGGACAUCGAAAAGACUGUCUGCUAUGCCCAGAUGUUGGAGAAAGCUGGAUGCCAGCUACUCACAGUGCAUGGCAGAACCAAAGACCAGAAAGGAGCAAUGACUGGAAUUGCUAGCUGGGAGCAUGUCAGAGCAGUCCGGAAGGCUGUAAAUAUUCCUGUAUUUGCUAACGGGAACAUUCAGCAUCUGAGUGAUGUGGAGCGCUGCAUUAAGGAGACAGGAGUGCAAGGGGUGAUGAGUGCAGAGGGUAACCUCCAUAACCCAGCACUGUUUGAAGGACGUAGCCCCCCAGUUUGGGAGAUGGCUGAAGAGUACUUUGAAGUGGUGAGGCAGCAUCCCCCAUGCAACCUGUCCUAUGUACGAGCCCAUCUCUUCAAGCUGUGGCACCAUACGCUUCAGAUCCACCAGGACCUGAGGGACGACUUGGCUAAGGUGAAAACUCUUGAGGGUUUGGCUAAUGUUAGUAACCAGCUGAGGCUGCGAUGCCAGGAGGAAAUUGCCAGAGGAAAUGAUACGGCUAAGGAGAGCAGCCUGCCCUUCCCUCACUGGAUCUGCCAGCCAUAUGUCAGACCACCGCCAAAAGAUCUGUCUGGGAAAGGUAACAUCCAGGAUUCACAAGUAAAGACGACAGGGCGCCAAAAGAGAGUACUAGAGAAUACGACUGUGUCACCUCAAAUACUCUCCAAAAAUAAACAGAAGAAAAGAUCCCGCAAUCCCAACAAGAACUUCUGUCCUGAUCAGAAACCCAAGUACAUCAAAUGUGAACAGUGUGGCAACCCAAAGGGAAAUAAGUGCGUCUUCAACCUUUGUCGGGGCUGCUGUAAGAAGAAGUCCUACAAGGAGGUGGCCAACUGUUUAAGCCAUGGACUCAAGUUCAAGACCAAGGCAGAUGCAAGUAAAGCUCAAGAGGAUGUGAGAUAAAGAAAUUGAGAUAAAAACUGCUGCCUUCCACAGUACAAGGAGUACAAGGCAUAGCUUCCACCAUGGACCCUACCACUACCCCGUCUUCCUUCAUAAACCUUGUGGAUAUGCAGAAUUGUUAUACGUUUUGCCUCUUAAACUACCUGUAUUUUCUCAGAUAACAAACACAGUACCAUUAUUAAAAAAAUAUUCAAAAUAGCACUUAAAAGCCAAAUUAUUUAACUUGUGAUGUUCAAAGUGUGUUUUUUGUCACAAUGCCCAGUUAACCAGUGAUGAAAAGUUAAGUCAUAUUCCAGACAGCAAACAUAUCGCACCGAUGUCAGCCCGUCAAAAGGUUCCAUUGUUAUGAUGUUGCCGGGAGAACGUUUGAUAAUUGCUAGUGUGUCCCCAAGACAUCGGCAUUCAAUCUAAAAAUACCACCACACCACAACUACACGAUUAAAGCUGGAGCGCCAGCCAGGGUAGCCUCUUCAUAUGGCCUUAAUUACAGUGCCACCAGAACGCAUUGACACCCCUUCACGUUUUCCAUAUUUUGCUAUGUUACGGACUUAUUUUACAGCUGAUUUGAGUAUAGUUUUCUUUAAAAUAAUCUACAUAAAAUAACACAUAAUGACAAAGUAAAAACAUUUUCAGACAUUUGUGUAAAUUUGUGAAAAAUGUAAACAUUCAAACAUAAUAGGUACAUACAGUAAGUAUUCACACCCUUUGCUAUGACACUCAAACUUAAGCUCAGGUGCAUCUGAUUUCCACUGAUCAUCCUUGUGAUGGUUUUACAACUUGGAGUCCACCUGUGGUAAAUUCAGUUGAUUGAACAUCAUUUAGAAUUGCACACACCUGUCUAUAUAAGGUCUCAUAGUUGGCAGUACAUAUCAGAGCAGAAAAAAAAGCAAUCAAGUCUCAGGAAUUGUCUGCAGACCUCCAAGACCGGAUUGUGUCAAGGCACAAAUCUGGGGAAGGAUACAAAAGAAUUUCAGCAGCAUUGAAGGUCCCAAAAAGCACUGUGGUCUCGAUUAUUCAGAAAUGGAAGAGGUUUGGAACCACCAGGACCCUUCAGAGAUCUGGCCGUCCGACCAAGCUGAGUAACCGGGGAAGAAGAGUCUUGGUCAGAGAGGUGAACAAGAACCCUAUGCUCACUAAGGCGGAGCGCCAUUGUUCCCUUGUGGAGAUAGGAGAACCAUCCAGAAGGUCAACCAUUGGUAACGUACUCCACCAAUCAGGCCUUUAUGGUAGAUUGGCCAGACCGAAGCCCCUUCUCACUAAAAGGCACAUGGCAGCCCGCUUGGAGUUUGCCAAAAGGCACCUUAAGGAUUCACAGACCUACAGAAACAAAAUUAUCUGGUCUGAUAAAACCAAAAUAGAACUUUUUGGCCUGAAUUGCAAGUGUCAUACCUGGAGAAGAAGAGGCACUGCUCAUUACCUGGCUAACAACAUUCCUCCUAUGAAGCAUAGUGGUGGCAGCAUCAUGUUGUGGGGCUGUUUUUCUGCUGCAGGAACUGGGCAACUAGUCCGCAAAGAGGGUAAUAUGACAGCUGCCAAAUAGAGAAAUUCUUCGAGAAGUUUCUCCAGGCUACUCUGCUCAGUUGAGAUUUUCUGUAGUUCUGACAAAGAUGAAAAUGUUCCUCGAUUUCAGCGUAAAAAAACGGUGUUCAGUUGGGUUGAAACAGUACAAAGUGUGUCCUCGUGUGUAUACAAAUCCAACACCCAAAAUGGCGACCACACGAUGUAGGGAGCAAUUUCAAACAAUAGCGGACCUUGUGUUGUGUGUCAUUCUUUGUAUGAGGGUUAAGUUGAUGGCAAGAAGUCUUCAUUUUUUGUCGUUGGUGUCAAACGUUCAAGAUGCAUUACUGCCACCUACUGUGCUGGAGUGUGGCUCACAGUAUGCCUAUACAUAUGUACAGUACUAGGGAGCAAAAUAGAUGAAUUAAAAACCAAAUAAACUUUAAAAUAGAUUUUCUUUAUCAAUCCUGUUUCAUUUAAAAACUGAAACAAGGCUUUGAUCUUGUGUUCAGUACAUUUCUAAGAUUAAAUUGUGUCGCCCCACUUUUCAACUCAUCUCUUAGCCUCCCUCAUACCUUUUGACAAUAACUAUGUUCAACACUCGCCUCCUCUACUCCACAUUCACACAAACCUGUACCAUGUUUCCCAAUUAAAUGCAUUGUCCUAUUUAGCCCUGUAUGUCCUAAUCUUAAUCUUGUUAUAAUUGUUUCUUCCCUUCUGUUUCUACCCACUGCCUUUAUGCCUCCCACCGUCUGCUGUAUUCUAUAGAAAUGCCGUCCUGUGUGAUCUCCAGUUCCAGUUUUUGCCAUUCUGUUUUGAUUGUUUUUAACAUAAGCCUCACCCAUCCCAAAUGAUAUUCCCAACCAUUCUUCUUGUUUAAGUGCUUGUUUUGCAAAAUAAUCAUCUUUUUCAUUCCCCUUUAUUCCCUAUAUGUUCUGGAACCCACAUAAACCUGACGCUCGUCUCUAAUUUACUUAAUCUAUGCAAUAUCUCAUAAAUAUCCAAUCACACAUCUGACCUACUUUGUGAUAUCAUGUUCUUUAAAGACAAUAAUGCUGUUGCUGAAUCUGAACAGACUAUAACCCGCUUUAACCUGUUUUGUUCAAUCAACUGUAGUGCCAUCGUGAUUGCAAGCAAUCCCACUGUAUAUUCUGCUACGUGAUCUGAUGUCCAUUCCUGAAUGUAUAUAUAUAAAUAUGGAGUGACACAUGCAAAUGCUGUUCUUCCAUUAUCUUUUGAACCAUAAAGUAAAAACAUUGGUGUACCAUGCAUGUGUUGUUUUAUAGGUUCUUUAUACUUGCGCAGACGGCGACCG
This is a messenger RNA of Phycodurus eques (leafy seadragon), 4503 nucleotides long. RefSeq names its product dihydrouridine synthase 1-like (S. cerevisiae) (gene dus1l). The transcript has 14 exons. Lineage: Eukaryota; Metazoa; Chordata; Actinopteri; Syngnathiformes; Syngnathidae. The record is from RefSeq and is a predicted model, not a curated record. Bases 318 to 1691 code for a protein of 457 amino acids. Gene Ontology annotation, molecular function: tRNA dihydrouridine synthase activity.